CCCUGUGUAGAGCAGUCUUUCCUGCUACGUUUUGUGCACAUACAGUACAGGUAACAAUUUCGACAACCUUCUCCGUCCUUCGUUCUUUAUAAAUGCAUGCAUUGCACAUGGUUACUCAUGCCUCAACUAAUCCUAAAAAUGCCUCAAACCAGCGCCGGCCCUGAUCAUGUUGCAGUCCUUGCCUUCCCAUUCUCCUCCCAUGCGGCUCCGUUACUUGCCAUCAUCCACCGCCUCGCCACUUCCUCCCCAAACACACACUUCUCUUUCUUCAGCACCCAACAGUCCAACAACUCCAUCUUCUCCAUUUACAAGCAAAACACGAACAUCAAAGCAUACGACGUGUGGGAUGGUGUCCCUGAGGGCUACGUGUUUUCUGGGAAGCCUCAAGAGCACAUUGAGCUGUUCAUGAAGUCAGCUCCUAAUAGCUUUAAGAAGGCCAUGGAGGUAGCUGCAUCAGAUACAGGGAGAAAGGUGAGUUGUUUGGUGAGUGAUGCCUUCUUUUGGUUCGCUGGUGAGAUGGCGGAAGAGAUAGGGGUGAUUUGGCUGCCCUUUUGGACUGCAGGACCUACCUCACUUUCUGCUCAUGUCUACACUGAUCUCAUCAGGGAUACUUUUGGAGUCGGAGGUGUGGCAGGGCAUGAAGAUGAACUGCUAAGUUUGAUUCCAGGAAUGUCCAAAAUUCGAAUCCGUGAUUUGCCAGAAGGGGUACUCUUCGGAAACUUAGAAGCGUUCUUUCCAAACAUGCUGCAUAAAAUGGGAAGAGCGUUGCCGCAAGCAGCUGCAGUGUUCAUUAACUCAUUUGAAGAGCUAGACCCUAGGAUAACAAGGGACUUGAAGUCUAGAUUCAAAGAAUUUCUCAACAUUGGACCCUUCAAUAUGAUUUCACCAGCACCACCAGCGGCAGACACAUAUGGUUGCAUAACAUGGCUUGACAGGCAAAAACUUGCUUCUGUGGCAUAUCUUAGCUUUGGAUCCAUCACAACACCACCACCACAUGAACUUGUGGCACUAGCUGAGGCCUUAGAGACAAGUGGGGUACCAUUUAUAUGGUCACUGAAGGACAACUCGAAGGUACAUUUGCCCACUGGAUUCUUGGACAGAACCACAUCACAGGGACUUGUGGUACCAUGGACUCCUCAAUUGGAAGUCUUGGCUCACAAAGCAGUAGGGGUGUUUAUAACUCACUGUGGAUGGAACUCAUUGCUUGAGAGCAUAGCAGGAGGGGUGCCCAUGAUUUGUAGGCCAUUUUUUGGCGAUCAAAGGCUCAAUGGACGCAUGGUAGAGGAUGCGUGGAAGAUUGGUCUCCAGGUUGAGGAUGGAGUCUUUAGAAAGCAUGGAGUGUUAAAUAGCUUGGAUAAAGUUCUUUCACAAGACUCGGGGGAGAAAAUGAGGGAGAACAUAAGAACACUUCAACAACUCGCAAAGAAAGCCAUUGGACCAAAUGGGAGCUCCAUCAAUAAUUUUGUUGCUUUGUCAGAUCUAGUGUUCAAUACUAAAAUAUAGUAUUGAUGUCUAACAUAUUCUAGCAAUAAAUUUGGAGUUCGAGUUU
Molecule: messenger RNA, 1549 nt
Organism: Populus euphratica (Euphrates poplar)
Lineage: Eukaryota; Viridiplantae; Streptophyta; Magnoliopsida; Malpighiales; Salicaceae
Product: anthocyanidin 3-O-glucosyltransferase 7-like
Exons: 2
Coding region: 97-1503 (468 amino acids)
Molecular function (GO): quercetin 7-O-glucosyltransferase activity; quercetin 3-O-glucosyltransferase activity
Source: RefSeq, a predicted model, not a curated record